AAAACUUUCUUCCUUCAAAUUCUUAUCCCAACUCUCCCAAUUCUCUUAUAUAUAUAUAUAUAUAUAUCUUCGAGGACCACUUCAAGAUAUUACAUGAAAUAACCCAGAAGAAAGAACAGAAACAUGGACUGGUUCUCCUGGUUAUCAAGAACCAAUCUUGACCCAUCUCUGGUUUACGACUACGGCCUCGUCCUUGCUCGAAACGAGCUUCAAAAGGAGGAUUUGGUAUAUUUCAACCAUGAGUUUCUGCAGAGCAUGGGCAUAAGCGUGGCCAAGCACAGGCUGGAGAUAUUGAAGCUUGCUAAGAAGGAAGACGGUGGCCUUGUCAAGCUCUUUUCUGCACUUAACAAGACUAGGACCCGGCUCGCCAAGCGCAUUGUCAAGUGGGUUUUUCACGACGACUCGUCUGUGAAACGCUUGCCGGAGCCGCCGUGCAGGGAGCAGCGGAAAUCGGGAGCACCGGCAACGAAGAAGGCGAUUGAGUUUGAGCCGCCGGUGUUGAUGGGUAGAAGAAUAGCCAAGUCUGGGCCGAUAGAUAGGCGGAUGCAGGAGAAGUUGAUGCUUGACAGAAAUGUCCAUGAGAGGCUGGUGUUUACUUAUAGGAGUCCUGUGUUAUCUGGGCCUCUUGAUGGGAAGUCUUAUAAUGAGAAGAUGAAUAAGAGCCUGAAAUUCUCGGGUUCUAUCAAUGGCAGACCAGCUAGUCCAAGAGUAUACACAGAUUAUACCAAGGAGAAGAUGGGUGGUGGUGGUGGUGGCUGUGGGGAUGAUGAUGAUCAUCAUCAAUGGACUUCAUUAUUCCAAGACAUGGAACCCACUUGACCCAUAUUGAAAUUCUUCCUGUGUUUUGCUUCAGUUUUUUUUCCUGAGUGGUGAGAAAAUUUGAUAUUCUCACGGUUUAUUUUUGAUUUUUUCCUAUUUUAUAUUCUGGGAUUUUCGGAUAUAUAUAUAUAUAUAUAUAUUUAUGUACGUGGUAUUCCAGAUGUAGGGAGGGGUGCUCUUUCAGUAUUUUGUGGUUAAAAUAAAUUUCACUUCUUUCUGCAAAAA
Messenger RNA from Carica papaya (papaya), 1044 nucleotides. RefSeq names its product sterile alpha motif (SAM) domain protein. NCBI's taxonomy places the organism in Eukaryota, Viridiplantae, Streptophyta, Magnoliopsida, Brassicales, Caricaceae. Gene Ontology annotation, molecular function: protein binding. The record is from RefSeq and is a predicted model, not a curated record.